CGGAAGUCUCACCGGAAGUGGAGCUGGUGCCGCUCGGACUCCCGCCCCUGCAGCCGUGCCAUCUUGUGUUUAGCAGGAACAAAAAACGGGAGGAGGGACGGGUCCAGACGGAGGAUGGGGUGCGGGUUCUAGGCCCAAUCUAGGCCGGUUCGGUGGGUCAGUAUGUCCGGACGGGAAUCUUUGCAAGGAAACAUCAGCCACACCCCGCGGAGCAGCUGAUGGUACCGUUAGCCUGCCAGCUAACGCGCUAAGCUAUUAGCUCAGGAGCGGCGGAGACCGGAGCUGCGGAACGGACCGUUAGAGACCCGCAGACCCUCCCAGAACCAGCGGCUGGACCGCAGCGACUCCCCAAAACCCAGAAUAACUGGGACGGACAUGAACCAGGAGUUCUGCUGAGGGGAAACCCGCGAUAUGAGGAUCGAGACUGGCUGCUAGCUUUGCUGCUAACCGUUAGUUUUUCGGUCCAGAGAGGAACCUCAAGAAGCUGCGGUGCAGCCAUGCCCUCCAGUGCGCGUGUGGGGAGCCUCAAGGACCCCGAUGUGGCCGAUCUGUUCUGCAGAGACGAUCCGGAGAAGCUCUUCACUGACCUCAGGGAGAUCGGACACGGCAGCUUCGGAGCCGUCUACUUCGCGCGUGACGGACGCAGCAAUGAGGUGGUGGCCAUUAAGAAGAUGUCCUACAGUGGCAAGCAGACCACUGAGAAAUGGCAGGACAUCAUCAAGGAGGUGAAGUUCCUGCAGAAGCUGCGACACCCCAACACCAUCGAGUACCUGGGCUGCUACCUGAAGGAACACACGGCGUGGCUGGUGAUGGAGUACUGCCUUGGCUCGGCCUCUGACCUCCUGGAAGUCCACAAGAAGCCGCUGCAGGAGGUGGAGAUCGCCGCCAUCACCCACGGAGCGCUGCAGGGUCUGGCUUACCUGCACUCUCACAACAUGAUCCACAGGGACGUGAAGGCCGGGAACAUCCUGCUGACAGAACCGGGUCAGGUCAAGCUGGGCGACUUUGGGUCGGCCUCCAUCGUGUCUCCAGCCAACUCCUUCGUCGGAACGCCGUACUGGAUGGCUCCAGAGGUGAUCCUGGCCAUGGACGAGGGUCAGUACGACGGGAAGGUGGACGUCUGGUCGCUCGGCAUCACCGGCAUCGAGCUGGCUGAGAGGAAGCCGCCGCUCUUCAACAUGAACGCCAUGAGCGCCCUGUACCAGAUCGCCCAGAACGAGAGCCCAGUGCUGCAGUCCAACCACUGGUCCGACUCGUUCCGCAGCUUCGUGGACUCGUGUCUGCAGAAGAUCCCUCAAGACCGUCCCACCUCAGACGUCCUGCUGAAUCACCGCUUCCUGAGCCACGAGCGCCCGCUGACGGUCAUCAUGGACCUGAUUGCGCGGACGAAGGACGCCGUGCGGGAGCUGGACAACCUGCAGUACCGCAAGAUGAAGAAGAUCCUGUUCCAGGAGACGCAGCAGAACGGGCCGCCGUCCGAGGGCGGCGACGACGACGAGGAGGCAGAGCCCUACCUGCUGCAGGGCGGCACAGUGAACAGCAUGGAGAGCUCCCAGUCUGUUCCCAGUAUGUCCAUCUCAGCCAGUUCCCAGUCCAGCUCCGUCAACAGCCUGGCGGACGCCUCCGACGACAGCAGCGGCGACAUGGCCAUCCUGCAGGAGGGCGAGAACACCGUCACCUCCAACAGCUCCAUCAUCCACCGUCCCACGGGUCAGGACAACAUCUACGACGACCCGUACCAGCCGGAGCUGGAGCAGCCGCAGGCCCCCUCCGCCGGGCGCCGCCGGGCCUUCUACCGGAACCGGGACCACUUCGCCACCAUCCGGACCGCCUCCCUGGUGACCCGUCAGAUCCAGGAGCACGAGCAGGGCUCGGCGCUGCGGGACCAGAUGUCAGGCUACAAGCGCAUGCGGCAGCUGCACCAGAAGCAGCUGCUGGGCCUGGAGAACAAGCUGAAGGCCGAGAUGGACGAGCACCAGCUGAAACUGGACAAGGAGCUGGACGCCCAGAGGACCGGCUUCUCCGCCGAGCUCGACAAGCUGGCCCGCAAGAACCAGGCCGUCCUGGAGAAAGAGGUCAAAGCCGCUCUGGCCGAGGAGAAGAAGUUCCAGCAGCAGAUCCUGGGCCAACAGAAGAAGGAGCUCAACUGUCUGCUGGACUCCCAGAAGCGCCAAUACCGCCACCGCAAGGAGCUGCUGAAGGAGGAGCUGAGUGAGAACCAGUCGACCCCCAAGAGGGAGAAGCAGGAGUGGCUGAUCCAGCAGAAGGAGGUGAUGCAGCAGCUGAUGGCGGAGGAGGAGGCCGGCCUGCUGCGGCGCCAGAGGCAGUACUACGACCUGCAGUGCCGCCAGUACAAGAGGAAGAUGCUGCUGGCCCGCCACAACCUGGAGCAGGACCUGCUGCGAGAGGAGCUGAACAAGAAGCAGAUCCAGAAGGACCUGGAGUGCGCCAUGCUGCUGCGGCACCACGAGUCCACCCAGGAGCUGGAGUUCCGGCAGCUCGGUUCGGUCCAGAGAACCCGGGCUGAGCUGAUCCGGACCCAGCACCAGACCGAGCUCACCAACCAGAUGGAGUACAACAAGCGGCGCGAGGACGAACUGCGGCAGAAACACGCCGUGGAGGUCCGGCAGCAGCCCAAGAGCCUCAAGUCCAAAGAGGUCCAGAUCAAGAGGCAGUUCCAGGAGACCUGCAAGAUCCAGACGCGGCAGUACAAGGCGCUCCGGAACCACCUGCUGGAGACCACGCCCCGGUCCGAACACAAGCUGGUUCUGAAGCGGCUGAAGGACGAGCAGACCCGGAAGCUGGCCAUCCUGGCCGAGCAGUACGACCACUCGGUCAACGACAUGCUGUCCACGCAGGCCGUCAGCAAGCUGCGGCUGGACGAGACGCAGGAGGCGGAGCAGCAGGCGCUGCGGCUGCAGCUGCAGCAGGAGCUGGAGCUGCUCAACGCCUACCAGAGCAAGAUCAAGAUCCACACGGACGGGACGCACGACCGCGAGGCGCAGGAGCUGGAGGCGCGGGUGGCGCUGCGCCGCGCGCUGCUGGAGCAGAGGAUCGAGGAAGAGAUGGUGGCGCUGCAGGCGGAGCGGUCGGAGCGGAUCCGGACGCUGCUGGAGCGCCAGGCCCGGGAGGUGGAGGCGUUCGACUCGGAGAGCCUGCGGCUGGGCUUCAGCGGCAUGGCGCUGGGCGCCGCCGACGGUUACCCGCCGCCCGGCCCGGCCGCCAGCGGCUGGCCGGCCCGGCCCGGCUCGCGUUCCGGCGGCCACUGGAGCCACGGCCUCCAGAGCUCGCCGGCCGGCCCGGCCUGGCGCGGCCAGAACCACGGCGCCGGCUUCGGGCGGGCCGAGCCAAGAGCCCGCGUCCCCUCUCACCACCAGCAGCAGCUGUACCAGCACCACCAGAGCACGCCGCAGCUGUACCGCGACGAGCGCGACGGUCGGGAGCGCCAGGCCCGGGAGUGGCCCUCCGGCGGCGGCCACUACUCCCAUCAUGCCCGGGGUCUCCAGCAGCUCUCCUACCACGCCUCCUCCCAGUCGCUGGCCAUGCUGCCUCCCACCGUGCCUCCCCCCAUUUCCUUCUCCUGCUCCUCCCCCGCCUCCUCCUCGUCCUCGCAGGGCGGCUACGGCGGCGGCCUGGGCGUCCGCGACACCGGCCUGGCCCUCAGGAACAGCCCUCAGCCGCUGAGGCGCACAGCGUCCGGAGGCCCUGGCGGUGGCGGCGACGGGGGGCUCAGCCGGAGCACCUCCGUCACCUCCCACAUCUCCAACGGCUCCAACCUGUCCUUCUCCUGAGACGUCCGCCCGUGGCCUUCCCAGGAGCCACCGGGCGGCGCCGCAGAGGGGCCACGAGGCACUCAGCAGCUCCUGGGAGUCAACUGCUGU
Xiphophorus maculatus (southern platyfish) is the source of this 3881-nucleotide messenger RNA. RefSeq names its product serine/threonine-protein kinase TAO2-like. The record is from RefSeq and is a predicted model, not a curated record. Gene Ontology annotation, molecular function: protein kinase activity; ATP binding. NCBI's taxonomy places the organism in Eukaryota, Metazoa, Chordata, Actinopteri, Cyprinodontiformes, Poeciliidae. The transcript has 20 exons. Gene Ontology annotation, biological process: protein phosphorylation. The coding region runs from base 498 to 3791 and encodes 1097 amino acids.